GGUACAGUGAGCUAUAGAUGUCUCUCCAUCAUCCAGAGAUUAAAAAAACAGGAUGCCGUUAUUAUAAAUAUGAGCUAUGAUCUUAAACUUUCAUCAUCUGAGAUCAAUGGAUGCAGAAUCCAACCCUGGACUAGUUGUUUACCUGUGAGGAUAAAGCCACGCUCCUUGUUCGCACCUUGUUGCCCGUCAUGAUCUCUAAGCGAAGAAACACCUAAUUUGUAUCUCUCGUCGACUGCUCACCGGUACAUGGCUUAUCUGCACUAGAGGCCUGUUUAGGAGAACUGAGUCAUUCACACCGGUGUAGCUGAAUUGAAUAAACUAGCGUGGAGAUGUUCUCCGCUCUGAAGAAGCUGGUGGGCUCGGAGCCGCCCGGCCUGCAACAGGGCAAGAACAUUCCUGCAGGACUGCAGUCGAUGAACCAGAGUCUGCAGAGACGAUUCGCCAAAGGGGUUCAGUACAACAUGAAGAUCGUGAUCCGUGGCGACAGAAACACAGGGAAGAGCACACUGUGGCAGCGGCUGCAGGGAGGGAAGUUCCAGGAGGAGUACAUUCCUACCCAGGAGAUCCAGGUCACCAGCAUCCACUGGAACUACAAGACUACUGAUGACGUGGUGAAGGUGGAAGUGUGGGAUGUCGUGGAUAAAGGAAAGGGCAAAAAGAGAGGCGAAACACUAAAGCUGGAGAACGAACCCCAAGAGACUGAGAACGAGAUGGCCCUCGACGCUGAGUUUCUGGACGUGUAUAAGAACUGUAACGGCGUCAUCAUGAUGUUCGACAUCACCAAGCAAUGGACUUAUAACUACAUCUUGCGGGAGCUGCCCAGAGUACCAACCCAUGUGCCAGUGUGCGUGUUGGGUAACCAUCGGGAUAUGGGCGAGCACCGGGUCAUCCUGCCUGAUGACAUCAGAGACUUUAUCAGUAGCCUUAACAGGCCUCUGGGUUCCUCCUACAUCCACUACGCCGAGUCUUCCAUGAAAAACGGCUUUGGCCUGAAAUACCUGCAUCGAUUCUUUAACAUUCCUUUCCUUCAGCUUCAGAGAGAGACGCUGUUGCGACAGUUGGAGACCAACCAGCUGGACAUCGACGCCACUUUGGAGGAGCUGACCGUCCAGCAAGAGACAGAGGAUCAAAACUACGAGAUAUUCCUGGAGCUGAUGGAGGCACGAGCUAAAGGCUACAGAUCACCCGGUGACCCUAAUGGUCAAAGCCCUUCCUCCGGCUCCCAAUCUCCUGUGGUGCCAGCGGGCAGCUCCCCGGGCAGCUCCAGCCCUGGCACACCGCAGCAACCUCCGAUCAUCGGACAGAACCCACAGAUCCCGCCCCCUCCGGACGCCCAGUCGCCUGCCCCCGACCCGGCACCUUCCGCCCCUUCUCCGGCUCCGCAGCCUCAGAAACGCAGCUUCAUCUCCAGGCUGUUCGGCUCGACACCCAACCCCGAGACGCCCUCUGCUGCUACGGAAACUGAGCUGGCACCUCCUCGCCCACCGACCGCAGUCCAGAGCGUGGACGACUUUGUACCAGACGACGGACUGGAUAAGAGCUUCUUAGAAGACGGCGGCCCAUCUAACACUAAACCCAGUAUGAACUCACAGCAACAAGCAGCCGGCGUCGACAGUGACAGUGAUGGAGAGGGGAGAGGCGGGAACCCCAUGGUCGCGGGUUUUCAGGAUGAUCUGGAUCCCGACGAUGUCCAGCCAAGACAUCAGGAGUCCAGAACCUCUGUCCCCAGUAAAGAUCUGAAUAUAACACUGUCCAGCGAUGACGAGGAGGACGGAGCCAGACCCGUCGUGGCCCUGGAUGACGAUCUGGAGAUCGGCCUCGACAGCCAUCUGGACGAUCUGAGCACGUUAACACUGGACGAGAAACCCAAACUCCCGAAGACGACGCCGUCGGCCGAGCCUCAGAGGAUCGCGGAGCCUCCUGUCCUCACCCCGACUCCUGUGCACCACCUACACACUCCACAAACAUUGACGCAGACACACUCGCCACCAAAAACACUCGGUGCACCACAGAGCGGGAAGAUGAAAGCAGCUCCGGCUCAGGGCGGCGUCUCAGACUCGGACCACGAGGCCCCGGUUGCCCAGCAGAUGCUCUCCUUCGUGAUGGACGACCCCGAUUUCGAGAGUGAGGAGGAGUGUGUGCAGAAAGUUAAGAAGGAGAACCUUCCCGUCAAGGCCGACCUCCCCGACCUUUCGGACGACGACGCGUUCUCUGCGAAAUCGUCCGACGCCGUCAAGCCGUCCUCGCGCUCCUUCAAACACAAGAACGACAACGAUCUGUUCGGGCUGGGCUUCGAGGAGAAACCUCCCCAAAGUAAAGACAGCAGUGAUGAGCAGGAUGAGAAGGAAAGCCGACACUCUACAAAGGAGAAAAAGAAAAAGAAGAAGAAGAGUAAAGAGGAGGAGGAGAAAAGCAGCAAAAAGAAGAAACAAAAGAAGAAAGAGAAAGAAGAACCGGAAGGACCCGGAGAGGAGAAGAAAAAGAAAAAGACACGGAGUAAGAAAUCGGGCGACCUGGACGACCUGGAGGCUUUUCUGGCCGGAGGAGAGGGGGCCGAAAAGAGGGAGGAGGGAGAUUACGAGGUGCUCUAGAGGCCUCGGCGUGACGCUGUGUAUCCGCACCACUGGCCUCGACAUGUCAUUGGCAAACACACUGGCAUUAACUGGCAGCGCAGUGCUCAACGUGUCCUGAUCUGUAAACCGAGUGAGAGUGAUGUUGUUUAUUCCGGGUCGUGUCUCAUUUCCGCCAGGGAGGAGGGAAGCUAGCGUCUUCCCGCCACUCCAGCUGCAAUAAGUGGAGAAGCCAUGGAGAACUGCUGCAUCCUACCUGCAUGUAACACUGACACAUUUCAGGGUGAGGAACCGACCGGCGUCUCGCUUUUCUACUGUGUCUUUUUGCUUUGUUUGAGGAUCCACUCCGAAAGCGGAACACUCCGAGAGCUUCGCUGCUUUGAUUUGUUAGCCGUUAGCUUGUGUAGGCAUGUGCCGGUAAUCAGUUUCAACUUACGCACAUGUAUUAUUGGAUGUUUUUAACCGGUAGCCUCGUCUCAGACUGCGUUUUGCUCACUGCUAGU
This is a messenger RNA of Trichomycterus rosablanca, 3073 nucleotides long. RefSeq names its product RAB, member RAS oncogene family-like 6b (gene rabl6b). The record is from RefSeq and is a predicted model, not a curated record. Bases 330 to 2591 code for a protein of 753 amino acids. Gene Ontology annotation, molecular function: GTP binding. NCBI's taxonomy places the organism in Eukaryota, Metazoa, Chordata, Actinopteri, Siluriformes, Trichomycteridae. The transcript has 16 exons. Gene Ontology annotation, cellular component: nucleus; cytosol.